This is a messenger RNA of Camelina sativa (false flax), 1446 nucleotides long. Its product is annotated as WAT1-related protein At4g01450. Lineage: Eukaryota; Viridiplantae; Streptophyta; Magnoliopsida; Brassicales; Brassicaceae. Gene Ontology annotation, cellular component: membrane. The record is from RefSeq and is a predicted model, not a curated record. Gene Ontology annotation, molecular function: transmembrane transporter activity.
CUCAAACAAGUUUCUGAAGAAGAGAUAGAGAGAGAGAGAGAGAGUUUGAGGAGAGAGUAAGCGACCAGAGAGGAGAGAGAGAUUAUUAAGUAUUAAACAGAUAGUACGUAGUUAAUUUACUUACUAAUCAUGGCGGGUUUUAUCGAUGGGAAAUGGGCACCGAUGAUAACGGGUGUUUUCAUUAACAUCAUUUUGGGAAUGGUUAACGCUUUGGUUAAGAAAGUUCUUGAUGGAGGCAUUAAUCAUAUGGUUAUUGCUACCUAUCGUUUGGGCAUUUCCACUGUUUUUCUUAUUCCAAUCGCUUACUUUUGGGAACGGAAAACAAGACCAAAGCUAACCAUAAGCAUCUCAUGUCAGCUUUUCGUCAGUGCCCUUUUUGGGGCGAGCUUGAUGCAAUAUUUCUACUUGCUUGGACUCUCCUACACUUCUGCGACGUUGGGAUCUGCUUUCUGGGCCAUAAUGCCUUCCCUCACUUUCGUUAUGGCUUUACUAUUUGGGUUCGAAAAGCUAAACUUGAGAACCAAAGUAGGACACGGCGUCGUUCUUGGAACUUUGAUAAGCUUAGUAGGAGCUUUACUUCUUACUAUGUAUGAAGGCAUCCCAUUAACACACUCUCAACCACAAGCAACGGUGUCAAACAACCACACAGGGCAUGAGAACUGGAUCAAAGGUUGUUUAUUUUUGUUGACAGGAGUUGUACUUUUUAGUUCUUGGAUGCUUAUACAAGCCAAAAUCAACACGAAUUACCCUUCUCCAUACUCGAGUACCGUUAUUUUGUCGGUCUUUGGUACGCUUCAGUGUGCCCUUCUUAGUCUGAUCAAGACUAGACAUGUUGACGAUUGGAUCCUCAGAGACGAGCUUACCAUUAUAACCGUCGUUAUAGCGGGUGUGGUUGCACAAGGAAUGUGUACAGUAGGCAUAUCGUGGUGUAUCAAACAACAAGGACCUGUCUUUUCCUCAGCAUUUAGUCCUGUCGUGCUUAUGUCUGCUACCUUGUUCGAUUUCUUGAUUCUUCAUCGUGUGAUUUAUUUGGGAAGCGUUAUCGGAUCUGUGGUGGUUGUGAUCGGUUUAUACAUAUUUUUAUGGAGUAGGGGUAAGCAAAUAGAGGAGUGUAAGACCAUGAAGUUGCCUACCAAUACGGUGGACGAAGAAAAGGAAGAGGAAGGCCGUACAAAUGUUAACAGAGGCCAACUUUUGGUUAUACCAAUGACCCCUUGAUCUACUUUCCUAAUCACUAUUGUCCAACAAGAAGGAUCGAUAUCUCUUAAAGAAUUUAAAUAUGAAGAGGGGACGAUAAUGAUAGUUUGAUUGUUUAUUGGACUAUUUCAUGACUUCUGUUGCAACUUUAAUUUUUUUGGAUUUUAAAAUUCCUACAGGCUUCAUUUGGAUAUUGUAAUUUGUUUAUAUGAAUAAACUCUAUCAAAUAUGACCUAAUUAAUUGACUGA